Molecule: messenger RNA, 12017 nt
Organism: Vicia villosa (hairy vetch)
Lineage: Eukaryota; Viridiplantae; Streptophyta; Magnoliopsida; Fabales; Fabaceae
Product: pentatricopeptide repeat-containing protein At4g33990-like
Exons: 1
Coding region: 133-2559 (808 amino acids)
Biological process (GO): RNA modification
Molecular function (GO): RNA binding; protein binding; zinc ion binding
Source: RefSeq, a predicted model, not a curated record
CUUUUGAAUAAAGAGGUGUGACACAGCUUCCUGUUUCUGGUGCAAUUCCCGCUGCCAACACCGUGACUAUAGAACGCUUCGAACGCUUCCAGUCAUCGUGCGACUGCGUCGCCAUUAACAUUGUCCAUUUCUAUGCUUCCUCUUCUCAAGUCCGUCACAGUUUCCAAACUUUCUUCAUUGCAUCAACGUGCUCACCAAUGUUUUUCAUCAGCUACAUCUUUUCUACAAAAAGAUACCAAUUUCAGCACUUUAUUCAACUCCUGUGUGAAUGUUAAUGUCACCAAGCAACUUCACGCUCUUCUAGUUGUGUUUGGAAAAUCUCAAAAUGUUGUUCUAUCUACAAAGCUUAUUAAUUUGUAUGUUACUCUCGGAGAUAUCUCGUUAUCUCGCUCUACUUUUAACCACAUUAACAAAAAGAAUAUAUAUUCAUGGAAUUCAAUUAUAUCUGCUUAUGUUCGAUUCGGCCGAUACAAUGAAGCUAUGAAUUGUGUCAAUGAAUUGUUUUCCAUGUCUGAUGAUUUAAGGCCUGAUUUUUAUACUUUCCCGCCUAUAUUGAAAGCUUGUGUAUGUCUUGUUGAUGGGAAAAAGGUGCAUUGUUGUGUUUUUAAGAUGGGUUUUGAGAAUGAUGUGUUUGUUGCUGCUUCGUUGAUAAAUUUGUAUUCGCGGUUUGGUGUUUUGAAUGUUGCGUUUAAGGUGUUUGUUGAUAUGCCUGUGAGAGAUGUGGGUUCUUGGAAUGCGAUGAUUUCGGGGUUUUGUCAGAAUGGAGAUGCGGAUGGGGCGUUAUGUGUGUUGAAUAGGAUGAAAGGUGAGGGGGUGAAGAUGGAUACUGUAACGGUGUCGAGUAUACUUCCUGUUUGUGCGCAGUCGGAGGAUAUUGUUAAUGGGGUUUUGAUUCAUUUGUAUGUGUUGAAGCAUGGGUUGGAUAGUGAUGUUUUUGUUUCCAAUGGUUUGAUUAAUAUGUAUUCGAAGUUUGGUAGGUUGUGGGAUGCACAGAGGGUUUUUGAUUAUAUGGAAGUGAGGGAUUUGGUAUCUUGGAAUUCUAUAAUUGCUGCAUAUGAGCAGAAUAAUGAUCCGAAUACUGCACUUAGAGUUUUUAAAGGGAUGCAAAUUGUUGGAAUACGGCCUGAUUUGUUGACGGUUGUGAGUUUGAUGUCAAUAUUCAGUCAGUUAAGUGAUCAAAGGGUUAGCAGAUCUAUUCAUGGAUUUGUUAUGAGGCAUGGAUGGAUUGAGAAGGAUGUUGUGAUUGGCAAUGCACUUGUGAAUAUGUAUGCGAAGUUGGGAGAUAUGAACUGUGCACAUGCAGUUUUUGAUCAGCUUCCUAGCAAAGAUGCAAUUUCAUGGAACACAUUGAUCACAGGUUAUACUCAAAACGGUCUUGCAAGUGAAGCAAUUGAUGCUUACAACAUGAUGGAAGAGUGUAUAGAUAUAAUCCCAAACCAAGGGACUUGGGUGAGUAUUAUACCCGCAUAUUCUCAUGUUGGAGCUUUGCAACAAGGAAUGAAAAUUCAUGGGCGGCUAAUAAAAAACUCUCUCUACUUGGAUGUCUUUGUGGCUACCUGCCUAAUUGACAUGUAUGGAAAAUGUGGGAAGUUGGAAGAUGCAAUGUCCUUAUUUUACGAAAUUCCACGGGAAACUUCAGUUCCUUGGAAUGCCAUAAUAUCUUCUCUAGGGGUUCACGGCCAUGGAGAAGAAGCUCUGCAACUUUUCAAAGAUAUGCUAGCUGAAGGUGUGGAGGCAGAUCAUGUUACCUUUGUAUCUUUGUUGUCGGCUUGUAGCCAUUCGGGUUUAGUUGAUGAAGGGCAAAAAUGUUUUGAUAUUAUGCAGAAAGAGUAUGGGAUCGAGCCUAGUUUGAAACAUUAUGGCUGCAUGGUUGAUUUGCUUGGCAGAGCUGGAUAUUUGAAAAAAGCUUAUGAUUUAGUGAGAAGUAUGCCUGUACAACCAGAUGCAUCCAUCUGGGGUGCUCUUCUCUCUGCUUGUAGAAUACAUGGAAAUGCAGAAUUAGGUACAUUAGCCUCAGAACGUUUAUUGGAAGUUGAUUCGGAGAACGUUGGCUAUUAUGUUUUAUUGUCAAACAUCUAUGCAAAUACCGGAAAAUGGGAGGGAGUAGUUAAAGUAAGAUCCUUGGCCAGAGAUCGAGGAUUGAGGAAAACACCUGGGUGGAGCUCUGUUGUAGCUGGCAGUAAAGUCGAAGUUUUUUAUACUGGGAACCAAACUCAUCCAAAAUAUGCAGAGAUAUACAGAGAACUAAGGGUUUUGAGUGCUAAAAUGAAGAAUCUUGGCUAUGUUCCGGACUAUAGCUUUGUCUUACAAGAUGUUGAGGAGGAUGAAAAGGAACAGAUUUUGAAUAGUCAUAGCGAGAGAUUGGCCAUUGCAUUUGGAAUUAUCAGUACUCCACCGGGAACUCCGAUUAGGAUAUUUAAAAACUUGCGUGUUUGUGGUGAUUGUCAUAACGCGACUAAGUAUAUAUCGAGAAUUACUGAGAGGGAAAUAAUUGUGAGGGACUCAAACCGUUUCCAUCAUUUUAAAGAUGGGAUUUGCUCAUGUGGUGAUUACUGGUAAAAGAUGCUGAUUUAUGGAAAUCUGAAAAGAUUUUGCCGUAGUACACUAGAUAUGCAUUAAUCAAAACUUUCUAAGGCAGUCUCACAACUUUUUUCAACAUCUUUCACCUGCUUCAUAGCUACAUUGAGUUUAAAGCAUGCCAGGUCAAUAUGUUCUUCAUCUCAUAUCGCCACCUUUGUCUUUCCUUCUCCGGAACCAUUAUCUCUCCUCCAAAGAUCCUCUCAUGGCAUGGGCAGGAAACUCUAAACACAACCUUAUAGAGAACAUAAAAGCUCUUCUUGCACGAAGCUUAAAAAAUUCAAAGGUAAGUAUUAGGGGAGUAAGUUGGCAUGAUUAUUUAUCCCUUUCAGGUUAUACAAUAUAGAUUUACUUUUUUAUUUAUUUUAACUCAUAGAUUUACUUGAACUACUGCUAUUUUAUGAUGUGAAUUUUUUCAUAUUAAAUCUUGAAUUCAACCCUAUCGUAGUUUAUUUAGUUCUCUUUCAAUUUAUCUUGUUUUUUAUUUUUCGCUCAAUUUUUUUCAGAAUUUGAUAAUUUUCUUUUUCUUCUGAAAACAUGAGGUUCAAUAGAUUAUAUCAAAAUAAAAAAGAAGAUAAGCUUCCAGUUUCUUGCCUCUCUCCAUUGUUCUCUUGCUUCCAUCGUUGAUACCCUCGAUGGCCAUUCUUUCGUUUCAUUUGUGUUUGAUCUUUGUAAAAACCCGGGCUAUUUUUAAUGGUAGGAAACAAAAUGCAUACAUUAGGUAGUUUGAGAAAGGUUUUCUUUCAUCAGGUCAUGUCCCUAAUUCCCUUAUAUUCUAUGUUUGAGAUGGUUUGCUGUAACUAUGUUUUACUGUCACUUUGUUUGUGAAGGUUUAUGGUUUUUGUUAGAUUUUGCUUUGGUUUCUAUCUUUUUUUUAUUGUAUGAUUUAUAGAAUAUUUAUUUACAGAGUGUUAGUGAUAGGUUCAAUUUGAUAUAAACAGUGUAAAUAACAGAAAGAGCAGAAAAAUAUAGGAAAGAUUUGAUUAUUUCAGCAACUACCUACUAGAGUUCAAAUGGGAUCUAGUAGUGUACAAGUACUCAGACUGAAAAUAGAAAUAGAAAGAGGGAAUUUAACCCUAGCUAGGCAACUUCGAGAGGCCUAUCUCUCCUAGAAUUUAGUACUGAAUUCUGACAUACUGACUCACUAAUUAUUGCUGCUAUUUAUUCUAAACCUAGGACCAGCUUGUCCACUCACAGCUGGACACCUCACCCUGCCCAUGUGCUGUCCUAACGGUUUUGUACUAUAUGCCAGCUAUUAUUUUCUUCUCUCUCUUGCGUGUCCUUUGAUAGAAUCUCCCAAAUCUACCAAUUCUCCCCCCCUUGAAAAUUCUCCUUGACCUCAAGGAGAAAUUCUGGAAAUUCUGCCUGCAGUUUGUCUACAUUUUCCCAAGAGUUUUCAAACUCAGGUAAAUCUUUCCACUGCACCAAGACUUCCAUUCCUCCCUGUUCAUUCUGUCUUUGUUCCAGAAUCCUCUCAGGAGUUGGUUCUAAAUGCCACUCUUCAUUGAUGCACAAGGGUAAAGGUUGAAUGGCCACAGAAGGGGACACAGCCUUUUUGAGCAAAGAUGCAUGGAACACAGGGUGUACUUUUGUGUCCUCUGGCAGCUUUAACUUGUAAGCUACUGCACCAAUCCUCUGGAUUAUUUCAUAGGGACCAUAGUACCUUGGGCUCAAUUUUUGGUUUAACCUCUUAGCCAAUUUCCUCAUUUUAUAAGGCUGAAUUUUCAGAUAUACUUUGUCUCCUACCUCAUACUCCACAGCUCUUCUAUGUUUGUUUGCUUGGCUCCUCAUAAUGUCUUGAGCUCGAAGUAACUGCUCCUGCAACUCCUUUAAAACCACAUUUCUUUCAGCAGUCAACCUGUUCACUUCAUCUACUGCUGAUGAAGGAAAAUCCCCUCUGACCAACACAGGAGGGGUUCUACCAUACAAGGCCUCAAAAGGAGUCGUUUUCAAGGAGGCAUGGUAGUUGGUGUUAUACCAAUAUUCAGCCCAAGCCAGCCAUUUUGGCCACUGUUUUGGUUUUAACCCAGUCACACACCUCAAAUAGGUCUCCAAACACCUAUUUACUACCUUUGUUUGCCCAUCAGAUUGGGGAUGGUAUGCACUGCUAUACUUCAGUUUUGUUCCUGCUUGUUUAAACAAUUCAGACCAAAAAUGACUCAAAAACACCUUGUCUCUGUCAGAAACUAUGGAGCUGGGAAACCCAUGUAAUCUGACCACAUCCUUUAUGAACACCUCUGCAAUUUCCUUGGUUGUGUAAGGAUGACUGACAGGUAUGAAAUGUGCAUAUUUUGUUAAUCUGUCCACCACCACCAUGACUGUAUCUACUCCCAUAGUCCUUGGUAAGCCUCCAAUGAAAUCCAUGGAAAUGUCAUUCCAUGUUUGAGUGGGAAUAGGCAAUGGCUGCAGUAAUCCCCCAGGGCUCAGGGUUUGAUACUUGUUCCUUUGGCAGAUUUCACAGGCCUGAACAUACUCUUGAAUUCUCUUCCUCAUGCCCUCCCAAUACACCACACUGGCUAUUCUCUUGUAAGUUCUUAAAUAGCCUGAGUGUCCUCCUAUUGCAGUGUCAUGAAAUUCCUUCAAAAUCCAAUCAAUCCUGGGAGAUUGUCUUGGAAUCACAAUCCUGCCUUCAUGAUACAGCCUCCCUCCCUUUAAUUUGAACCCUCCUUGACUGGAAGGAUCAGUCAGUACUGCCUGCACUAUAGAUUUAAGCUUCUCAUCCUUCUGCACUUCUUCCUCUAACCCUUCCCAUGCUUCACAUUGUAAGGUAGUAAUGCUAGCAUAUUGCAUCUGUCUAGAUAAAGAAUCUGCUGCAUUAUUUUCCCUCCCAGGUUUAUAUUUCACUUCAAAAUCAUACCCUAAUAAUUUUGAUAGCCAUUUUUGUUGUUCCUCCCCCAUAAUCUUCUGCUCAGUGAUGAACUUCAAGCUCUUUUGGUCAGUGUGCACCUUGAAAUGCCUUCCCAACAAAUAAGGCCUCCACUUCUGAAUUGUAACCACAAUUGCCAUCAACUCUCUUUCAUACACAGAUUUUUGUUGUGCCCUAUCUGACAGGGUCUGACUCAUAUAGGAGAUUGGUCUUCCUUCUUGCAUAAGGACAGCUCCAAUCCCUUUUCCUGAUGCAUCUGUUUCCAGCACAAACUCCCUCUCAAAGUCAGGUAAUGCCAAGACUGGGACAGUUGUCAUGGCUUCCUUCAGAGCUUCAAAGGCUGAUUGAGCAUCUCUGCUCCACAAGAAACAGUCCUUCUUCAGCAGUUGAGUCAGUGGCCAAGCAGUUUUCCCAUAAUUUCUAACAAACUUCCUGUAAUAGCCAGUCAGUCCCAAAAAACCCCUUAACCCUUUUAUAUCUUUGGGAACUGGCCAUUUCAGCAUAUCUUCAACUUUCUUUGGAUCAGCUGAGACUCCUUCUCCUGAGAUAAUGUGUCCCAAGUAUUCAAUUUCUAGCUGACCAAAAGCACACUUUUUCCUGUUAGCAUACAAUUUCUGUUCCUGGAGCAGAAUCAUCACCAUUUGCACAUGUUUUUUAUGCUCCUCUCUGCUUCUACUAUAGAUCAGAAUGUCAUAAAAAAAAACUAAGCAAAACUUCCUUAAAUAUGGCCUUAAUACUUCAUUCAUCAAUGCUUGGAAAGUUGAUGGGGCAUUGGUCAAGCCAAAGGGCAUUACCAAAUAUUCAUAAUGUCCUUCAUGUGUCCUAAAAGCAGUCUUGGAUAUAUCAUCUUCCUUCAUCCUUAUCUGAUGGUACCCAGCUUUUAAGUCCAGCUUUGAAAAAAUCACAGCCCCUCCCAGUUCAUCCAAUAACUCCUCAAUGACUGGUAUGGGAAAUUUGUUGGGAAUGGUUACUUUGUUCAAAGCCCUGUAGUCAGUACAAAACCUCCAUCCUCCAUCUUUCUUCUUCACUAGUAACACAGGGCUUGAAAAAGGACUAGUGCUGUGUCUCACAAUCCCAGCUUGUAGCAUAUCCUUUACUAUCCUUUCAAUUUCAUUCUUUUGAUAGAAUGGAUACCUAUAUGGUCUCAAAUUGGGAAUGGCAGCAUCAGGUUUCAGUCUAAUAGCAUGGUCAUGUGCUCUCAUAGGUGGCAAACCUGAUGGUAAAUUAAACACUUCCUCAUAAGGCUUUAAUAAUUCCUCCCAUUCUUCCUGACUCCCUGUUUCACUUUCUGCUCCCACCUCCAUGGUUUGCACAUAGAACCCAACACCCUCAUCCAUUAAAUUUUUCACCAUAGCCUUCCAAGUGGACUGUCUUACACAUAAGGCAGGAUCUCCCUUGAUUUCAUAGGUCUGACCUUUCUUCCCCCAUUUCAAACUCAACUCUCCAAAAUUGGCCUCAAUCUUCCCCAAACUGGCUAGCCAAUCCAUACCUAAUACCAACUCAGUACCUCCUAACUCCAUCAUGAAGAAAUGCUGACUGAAAUUCACUCCCUGCACAUUGAAUUCCAGCCCUUCACACACUCCUUUGUUUCUCACCUUUUCUCCAUUUCCUACUUCAAUCACAUAAGUGGGAGUCUCCACCAUUUCCACAUCUAACUCUGCUGCUACUUUAGAAUCAAUAAAAUUACUCGUAGCACCUGAAUCUAUUAAAGUUAGCAGCUUCUUCCCCUUCACUUCCACCCAUACUUUGAAGGAUUUGUUAGAGGUAAAGCCAUCCCUACUCUGCAUAGACAGCUGCAAGGUUUGCAGUUCCUCUACCUUCUCUGCUACAGCCAAUUGAGUUUCCCCUAACAGCUCCUCUUCUGCCUCUUCCCCACUACUAUCUUCACAUAAUUUCAGACUCAUAUGUUUGAAUUUACAAACAUGCUCCCUAUUCCACUUGUCCCCACAUUUGAAACAAAGCCCUUUCUUGCUCCUUUCCUCCAACUCUGCAGGAUCCAACCUCCUACCCUUUCCCUUGUCAUUUCCUCCUUGAUUUUUUUCACUUUCCUUCCUAGAUCCCCCAGCCUCUGCAGGAUCCUUUAGUUUGAAAGUGCCUCCUCUAUCUUUCCACGAGCUACCCUUCUUUGUGACCACUUCAUUUUUCUCCUCAAUUAAUAGGGCUCUGUCCAUCAACUCAGCUAGGUCUUGGCUUUCAUGGAGCUUCAACUCAGCCUGGAUUUCAUCUUUGAGUCCAUUCAGAAAAAUGGAGUCUAGCAUGAUUCGUUCCUCCCUCCUCAGGGGUGCCACCAUCAUCUCAAAUUUCUCUCUAUACUCUCCUACUGAGCCUUUCUGUUUCAGACUCAGUAACGGUCCCAGAGGGUUGUGCAAUAACCCUGGUUGAAAACGUCUCAUCACUGCUAUCUUAAACUCUUCCCACGUUCUCAAAGCUGUUUGUUCUUCCCACCACUGGUACCAAUUUAACGCCCUGUCUUCCAUGGCCAGCAUUGCUACAUCUAGCUUGUCCUUGGUCCUAACAUCGUUCAACUGGAAGUAUCGUUCUAUCUUCACCAGCCAACCAUAAGCAUCUUCUCCUUUGAACAACGAAAUCUCUAGCCUUCUACGACUCCCAAAAAAUCGUGAACGACCCUCCCCUCUGUUUCGCCGGUGACGGUGUUGAGAUUCGCGUGAGAGGGAGCUCCUGUCGCUCUCUUCUUCCUCCUCCUCGUCGUACCCACCCCUUUGAGGACGUCCGUUCCUUCCAUGAUUUCGCCGUGGUUGUUCCAAGAUUAUCUGACGGAUUUUCUCCGCUGUAACGUGCGGUCUCGCCUGUUGUUCUAACACCAUCAAGCGAAUCUAUUCCAACGUCCCUUCGAACGUGUUCAUCCUUUGCUCUACUGAGUCGAUUCUGUUUUCCAUUGCGCUACGGGUAACCACCAUCCACUGUGUUCUUCGAACCAAGGCUCUAGAUACCAAAUUGAUAGGUUCAAUUUGAUAUAAACAGUGUAAAUAACAGAAAGAGCAGAAAAAUAUAGGAAAGAUUUGAUUAUUUCAGCAACUACCUACUAGAGUUCAAAUGGGAUCUAGUAGUGUACAAGUACUCAGACUGAAAAUAGAAAUAGAAAGAGGGAAUUUAACCCUAGCUAGGCAACUUCGAGAGGCCUAUCUCUCCUAGAAUUUAGUACUGAAUUCUGACAUACUGACUCACUAAUUAUUGCUGCUAUUUAUUCUAAACCUAGGACCAGCUUGUCCACUCACAGCUGGACACCUCACCCUGCCCAUGUGCUGUCCUAACGGUUUUGUACUAUAUGCCAGCUAUUAUUUUCUUCUCUCUCUUGCGUGUCCUUUGAUAGAAUCUCCCAAAUCUACCAGUUAGAUGUUAGUUUGUGAGAAGAAAUGGACAUAGUUUUCGGCUUUGUUAUGCAUAUUAUUUCCUUAUUACUCUGUAUAUGGAUUCAUUCAUUUAGGACUUUGUUGAGUAACUCUAUUUUUUUGCCUCUUCAUUUUGUCUUAAACACUUACAAUAUGUAAGCCCCACAGUAGCGCAGCAUUGGUUCUUGCUGAAACAACCAGAUGAGAUGUUACUCUGCUAUCGUUUUUUAUUUCAAGCCCUGUAAAAAAAUCAUGUAUCUGUUCAGUCUAUACAAAUACAGUUAUUACUUGCAAGCAAGAGUGUACAUCAGCAAACUUAUAUAGCUAUUUUUUUCCCAAUUUGUUUACCCAUAAAUUCCCAUGUCAAAAUCUUAUUGCUCCAUAUGAGUAUAUAGAUAUUUGCAGGAGUAUAAGCCCCAAUAUGUUUAUCAAUAAAUUCCCAAGUCUAAACCUUAUUGCUGAAUAUGAGUAUAGAUAUUUGGAGGAUUGUUUUUAUUAGUUGAUGCUUCCUUUGAGUUUAAUUGAGAAAGAAACUAGGGUGUUUCCUUUUCAACCUUCAAUUAUGUCGAGACAAUUCAAUUUCACCCAAAUGUUGCAUUCUUCAAUCAUUCUUAUUGAUAAAGACUUGUCUCCUUUUAUUGAGAUGGCUUGGUUAAUUAUGAGCUCGUAGAGAAAAAGAGAAAGUUGACUUAAUUUGCUCUUGUACUAUGCUUGACUUUGACAUCUUGUGUAUCUACUAACACUUAAUCAUAUUUCAAAGUCUUUUUGACGAAUGUCUCUCGAUUAGAGAUACAAUCUCUAAUAGUGUUGUGAUUUCUUCUUAUUUGACGUCUCUAAAAGUGUUGUGUUUCCAACAAUGAAGACCUCAAGAACAUGAUUGAAGAAUAUGAUCGUUUGUCUUCAAACCCUUCUCUUAUUCUUCACCAAACCAGAAACUGUUAUUUCCAUGGGCAAUUAUGAUAACUCUGAUAAUCACGCGUGGUUUGUGGAGGCUCUCAAUAACUCAUGUAUUAUGUCCCGAGUUGUUUUUGAUUUUGGUGCAAUGGUUGAUAUUGAAAGGAUAUUUUUUUGUAUAAUGUUGUGUGCUUAAUGAAAUCACAUUGAGUGUAUAUUUAUACUCAUAUGGGUUGUACACAAUAAGGUAAUACAAUCAAUCUUAUAAAUACAAUAUUAAUACUAAUAAAUUCUAAUUGAUCACUAAACAAUUCUAAUAGAUUCUUAACACUUCAUCUCAAGCCAGAUUAUAUAUGUUAUAUGAGCCGAGCUUGUUACGAAUGUAAUCCAUUCGAGAGCCCUUGAGAGACUUAGUGAACAUAUCAUCCAAUUGGUCUUCAGACUUAACUAUAUCGUGAUUUCUUCUGAAAGCACCUUGUCCCUUAUAUAAUUACAGUUUCUACGUGCAUGGUCCGUUUAUGAAAAACUAGAUUAGAUGCAAUAUGGAGUACCACUUGAUUGUCACAUAUGAGUUUUGUGGCCUGAAGAUCUACCAACCUAAGCUUUGAGAGUAAAUUUUUAAGUCAUGCAAACUCCUUCCAGGUUCCUGUCGUAACACGAUAUUCAGCUUCAGCACUAGAUAGUGCGAGUGUAUUUUGUUUCUUGCUUCUCCAUGAGAUCAUAUUACCUCCAAUAAAGACACAAUAUCAAGAAGUAGAUCUCCUAUUUGAUGGUGAUCCGGCCCAGUAUGCAUCUGAAUAACCAAUGAUUUUAGCAUCAUCCUUAUCUUCAUAUAAUAGUCCUCUUUCUGAUGCGUUCAAGAGGACUAUUAUAUGAAGAUAAGGGUGAUAACAAUGACAUUAUUAUCACUGUUGCCAAAUAAUAUAAAAAGUGAAGUUUCUGAUAAUAACUAGCAACAUCAAAUUGUUUAUAUUCAUGGUACUACUGGUACAACAGGUUAGGUUCCAAUCUAUAUAUCCUGCUACUCAAUUUAUGUACCACAAUCAUACCAACAAUUUCAUCAGUACUCAGUUUGUGCAGUACCAGUUGGACUUGGAUCCACACAAUCACAAAGCAUAUGCAAUAUAGCUGACACGAAAGUAAGCCACUGAUGGCACAAAGUGUUGUACUUGAGCUGACUCCAAGAGUUUGUAAAACUUCAGUGGCAUCAAAUCCUGCUUUUGUUCAAACACCUUCCAAUCAAUUUCAACAGCAGGUGGAUUUGCCUCAAAAUCUAAAUAUUCACCAGUUUGUUAUGGUUCUGAAUAUGGUGGAGCAGCUAUGCAAUUAUACUGCACACCACAACAUCCUGCAAAUGUAAAUGCACCAUUUUAGCACACAAAAUCCAUGACCUCAGCACAGUCAGCAGCUGCUGCUGCUUCAGCACUAUCAGAUCUUCCAAAACAGUUUCCUAUACACAAUAAUCGGCAACCAAAUUGAACUUCACAACAAGUAGAAUUCCAUUGGUGUAAAGUAUGCUCGGCAUCAUAGUAUUAAUUUAUUAUAUAUUCGAAGCUAGUUUUACGUAGUUUUUAUUAUUUUGCUAUGAUAUCAAGUACUGCAAUUUGGACUGCUAUUUAACAAGUUGUUGAAUACAUUGUUUCUCUGCCUAUAAAACGAUCGAGUUAACUUGAGAGUAAUGUUGGUUAGCUUAAUAAGCCGCAUUUGUAAAAUAGGCCCAAAGAUAAAUGUCAGUGUGUUGCAUUUGUAGUAACGAAUAAGAUGUUGAAGCAUUAGCAGCAAGUAAACCAACUAAAGAUGGUGAUCCGAUUAGUGAGACGACGGAAUGUUGAUCUCCAUCGACUGCAUAGCGAGAAAUAAGUUUGCUUGUUUCAAACAUGCCAUGUGAUGCCUUUAUAAACCAUGGUAACUAACUAAAUAGUUAAGAGUGGAUAUGCAGACCGAACCUCAUGUUUCAAUUCCACCCCUAGAGGCAGGCAGGUAGUAGAAUAUACUAUUAUUAUAUUAGGCGUUUGUGUAAACACCAAAAGAGUCCCACAUCGUUUGUUUUGGAGUUUAACAAAACGUUUAUAUAAAUCUGAGGAGACACAUAUUGGCACGACCUUACUUGAACAGGAUCUGUUCUAAAGGCUCGUACUACUGUAUCCUUGAUUUCAAAGGAGACAGGAACUCAAGUCUGGAUGAAGAAAUGAGACCGCACGAUCAGAGCGUGACUAACGGCUGAGAUGCUUAUCAAGCUGAUACUUCAUCUUGUGCUGUAGAUGAUCGUUCUCGGACAGUGCAAGCUGUGCGGGGUGGUCGUGCGGUGAUAUGACAGACUCAAAUCCUUU